AUGGCAUGGGUAACUGUCUCUCAACAAUUCAAUGUGAAGCGAAUUGUUAAGUCUAUGCUGGAAUUCGCUCCUGAAACACCAGAGAAAUACGCCGGCAAUGAAUUUGAAUUAUUGAAACUUGAGCUUCAUAAGUUCAUAAAAGACAGCGAACUCCUUCUUGUUCUGGAAGACGUCAGCAACCUAGAUUCGAACCACUUGUCAGAUCUAAUGAACGUGCUUCGUGGUUCCUUUCAUAGAAUUUUGAUUAUCACCAGGAAGAAGGAAGUCGCAGAAGUAACAAAAAAAGUAGCAGAAUCCACACACACCGUGGUUAUGACACGUCUCUCCCCCGAAGCUUGCUGGUCAAUUAUCAAACAUCACGCAUUUGGUGAUGAUCAGGAUGAGUCAUAUUUGGAAGGGUCGUUAGGCCAAGUUGGAAGAAAAAUCGCAGGAAAGUGCGGGGGGAAGCCAGCUGUUGCUAAAUCUUUUGGUGUUAUGUUGCGCGGCAGAUCUCUCGGAGAAUGGCAGCGUGCAUUAAUGAGUAGGAAGCUAACCGGGUUCGACUUGACAUCUGCAUCCAUGUUGAGUGAAAACUUGUAUUCUAGAAUGUCUCCUGCUUUGAGACAAUGCUUGCUGUAUUGCUCCAUCUUCCCUAAGAAUCACUCCAUUCAAGUAGACAAGCUCGUCAAACUAUGGAUGGCACAGGGCUUUAUUGCCUCCCAUGAAGAGGACAAGAUGGAAAUACAAGGCUGGAAAUACGUCAAGCAAUUGCGAGAUUGCUCUGCUUUCCAAGAAUUUGAACUGGAUGGUGAGGGCGCCUUGAGAUGCAAAUUGGAGAAAAAAAUGCAUGAAUUUAUCCAAGAUCGUGCGCGUAACGAAUGCCGCAUAAUGCUUCCUGGUGAAGAGUCCGGAGACAACGACGCUGGAACAGAGCCUGCUCGUUAUCGUCAUUGUACCCGUUAUUGUACCCUGUAUCUUGAAGAUCAAACCUCUUUCCUAGAUUCAAUUGACAAUGGAGGUAAACUCAAGGCAGAUAAACUACACACUCUAAUGGUUUUGUCCAAGUUUUCCGACAUGGAUCCAACAAAUCUUGCCAACCGUCUAUGUCGUAUGAAGAGGAUCAGGGCGUUGGAUUUGAGCGAUUGCCCAAUAGAAAAGCUUCCAUUGAAGGCAACUGAACUGCUACAUCUAAGGUACCUUAACCUGUCUUUCAAUCAUAAGCUAAAGAAGUUGCCUUCUGCAAUAAGUAAUUUGCUUAAUUUGCAAACUUUAAAUCUCAACGGAUGUGCUAGUCUUCGCAAACUGCCAAAAAGUAUACGAAAAUUGAUCAAGUUGCGACAUCUUGAGAUUCUCUGCACAACAAGCCUUAGCUACCUACCAAAAGGGAUUGCAAGCUUAUCCUUGUUGAGAACCUUAAAUCGAUUCUUCGAGUGCAGUGGUGGUGGCAGAAGCAAAGCAUGCAGUCUUGGAGAUUUGGAAAAUCUAAAUAAUAUCGAAGGAUGUCUUACCAUAGAUGGAUUGGGUGGUGAAACUGAAUUUCUGAGGCUACAAGAGCUGGUCUAA
Arachis stenosperma is the source of this 1542-nucleotide messenger RNA. Its product is annotated as disease resistance protein RGA2-like. Gene Ontology annotation, molecular function: ADP binding; protein binding. NCBI's taxonomy places the organism in Eukaryota, Viridiplantae, Streptophyta, Magnoliopsida, Fabales, Fabaceae. The record is from RefSeq and is a predicted model, not a curated record. The coding region runs from base 1 to 1542 and encodes 513 amino acids. The transcript has a single exon. Gene Ontology annotation, biological process: defense response to other organism.